GCAACGCGCUUGCUCUCCCGGGUAAAACUCUGUGCCUCUUUCUCAGCGCCUAUUCAUCCGCCAUUAAAAUUGUGCGCUCUUGGGAAGUUCUAGUUGAUAAAAAAAAAUUAAAAACAGAAAAUUGAAGUGCGACAGCUAAACGGUUUAAUUAAGAAAGCACUCUCACUAGAUAAGUGCAGACACAGGAGAGCGAGCCUUUCAAUAGGAGACCACCCGUGGCUGGCUGAUUUACAGGAAGGAACAGAUAAAAGAGGAAAAGCAGCAACAUGGGUAAAGCUCAGAGCAAGCGUUCGAUCGACAUCACCACCGAUCCCAAGAAGGUCGCCGAGGGGGAUGCGGUAGCGGGAAAGGUAGAAAAGAUCGAGGAUCCCGACCAGAAGGCGGCCGCGCCGGCAGUGAAUGGUGAUGCGGCCACGCCCAAGGAGUCGGCUGGUGAGGAAGGAGCGGCCGGCGAGAAAAAGGAGUCUGAAGAGCACUCGGAGAACGAUAAAGAUCUGACCACCGAGAAGAGUACAGCCGCAGCAGGUGAGGGCGCCUCUGGAGAUGUGGCAGCGGCCGAAACGCCGAAAAGCGAUGCCUCCCCAGAGGGCUCGUCUCCCAAGGAGGCAGCCGCCGGCGAGGAUAUCUCCCCCUUGGCAGACGAGAGCAUCAAGUCCAAGUCCAAGAAGGAUAAGGUAAAAAAGAAGUGGUCCUUCCGCAGCAUCUCGUUUGGCAAGAAGGACAAACAAAAGCCAGCCAAGUCCGAGGAGCCCGUCUCCCCGACAUCGGCCACAACAUCACCGACCACGGCUGAGGCAGCAGCUCCUGCCGCCGCCGCCGAGCCAGCGGCCACAACAAACGGAGAAGCCGAGCAGCCCGCAGCAGCAGCAGAGAAUGCCAGCGGUGCGCCUGCCACUGAGACCACGUCCAAGGAUGAAGCAAAGCCCGCUGAAAAUGGUUCGGCGACCGAGCAGGAGAAACAGGCCAACGGAGAGGGGGAGAAGGCGGCGCCAUCGCCAGCAUCAACAGUCGUUGAAGCGGAAAAGCCCAAGACCGCUGAAGAACCAAUCACUGCCACUGUCACUGCCACCACCACCGAGACGAAUGUUGUUGCCGCCGCCGCAGUCGCCACCACCACCGAAGAAGCCGUCAAGGAGAGGCAGCCAGAGCCCGCCGAGGUUGUGACCAAUGGCCAUGGAGGAGCUGCAGCUGCCGGCGAGGCGCUGACCAAUGGCGAUAGCAAUGGUCUGUCCGACUCACCCGUAACUGAGGCAGCAGCAGCCGAGAACAUUCCAAGCAGCGUUGAUGUGGAGCCACACCAGAAUGGCACAAACGGUGUCUCUUCCGGCAGUGCCACGCCACCGCCCACACCCGUUGCCGUCACUGCCGCCGAGUCCUCUGAGGCCGAACAGAUCAAGAACAAGUCGCAAAUUGAGGCAGCAGAAGCAGCAGAAGAAGAAGCUCAAGUCGUUGAGGCAAUCAUUCAAGCGGUUAGUAGCGAGGUGGAGGGCGAUGCCGAUUCCGAGGGAUUCGUUGUUGUUGACCCCGAAACCGAAACUGAAUCCAAAACUGAACCCGAAUCAGCACUUGAGUCCCCCACUGAGCCAGAGACACGUGAAGCUGUUGUUCCCGUUUCCCCUGUAGCCGAAAUUCCAGUCGAUACAGAGUCUGUUUCAGAGCCCAGCUCUGUUCCUGCCACAGCCAUUGACGAUGUAGUUGUUGAGGUGCGAAACAGCAGUCCGCCACCGUUGCCCAAGUCGCCGCCACCCUCCCGUGUCUCUGCGUUUGUCCUAGCCGAGGAUGCAAUCGACGAGCCAGAACAGACGCAGACACAGGCUCAGGCACAGGCCUCACCGACUGAGGCAGAACGCUCUGAAAUUGAGAAGCAGGCCAUCAGCAUUGUGGAUGAAAUAACCGAACAGGCAGCCGAUAUUGUGACCGAAGACCAAAAAGAUAAGCUCGCAGAGGAGGAACUAGAACAGCUGGUGUCCUCCCCAGCGAUCGUCGUCGAGGAAACAAUCGAAAUCGCAUCUUCCACGUCCAUAGAUGGUAAUGAAGUGCCAGCCGAGCCGACACCAGCGGAUGAUGAUGAUGAAGAGAGCGAGCCGAGAGCGCCAGAACAGGAGCAAAUCGUUGAAUCACAAAGCGAUGACGACAGUAUUGUCGAUAACAUCAUCAGCGAUCAGGCUGCUACGCUCAUCACUAAAAUUGGGGAACUGCCACAGGUGGAUGUCCGAGUGGACGAAGCAGAGGAAGAGAGCAACAACAAGGAUAUCGCCAAGGAUCUGAAGGAGAAGAAUGCCGCGGCAGACCAGACAACACAGGAACUGCCCGUUACAUGCGAAUAAUCCUACUCAUAAUUAUUAUAUAUAAUAUUACAUAUUAUUAAAACAGAAAACCAACAAAAAAAAA
This is a messenger RNA of Drosophila persimilis, 2391 nucleotides long. It is a transcript of the gene Akap200, whose product is annotated as myristoylated alanine-rich C-kinase substrate. The transcript has 6 exons. Lineage: Eukaryota; Metazoa; Arthropoda; Insecta; Diptera; Drosophilidae. The record is from RefSeq and is a predicted model, not a curated record. Bases 267 to 2327 code for a protein of 686 amino acids.